Messenger RNA from Ceratosolen solmsi marchali, 1520 nucleotides. RefSeq names its product ess-2 splicing factor homolog. The transcript is spliced from 2 exons. The record is from RefSeq and is a predicted model, not a curated record. Gene Ontology annotation, cellular component: catalytic step 2 spliceosome. NCBI's taxonomy places the organism in Eukaryota, Metazoa, Arthropoda, Insecta, Hymenoptera, Agaonidae. Bases 37 to 1482 code for a protein of 481 amino acids.
UUAAAUUACGCAUAAAAUAUUUUAUUAGUAAAAAUUAUGUUUUCUCCAAUAAAUAUUAAGCGAAGUUCAUCAGUAAAUUCACCAGGUUCUAUAGCACUUGAAACUGCAAAAAAUAUUAAAGACGCAGCAGUAUUUAAAGUGCCUGCUGGUCCAGUGAAAAGAACUAAAUCCAAAAUUCUAGAUGAAGAAACUUAUGUGGAAAAAAUGACUGAAAUAAUUCAAAGGGAUUUUUUUCCAGAUUUAGAAAAGUUAAAAGCACAAAAUGAAUAUAUCGAAGCUUUAGAGCACAAUGAUACAAAGAAAAUGAGAGAGCUAUUUGAAAAAUAUAGCUUUGAACGUCCAAAAACAGAAAGACUUGCUAGCCCUGCAACGUUUGAAACGCCAGUUCAUAAAGAAAAUGUCAUUGAAGAUGCAUAUUCAUUUACACAAAUUAAGAAUUUAAAGGUUAAAUUAAAAAGGAAUCUUGAACAUAGUUUGGAUGAAUUUUUAAUGAAUAAUACAAGUGAGGAUAAUGCUAGCUUUGAAGAAAUAUUAAUAGAAAAUGAAAAGAAAUAUAGAAUUAAAUAUGCUUGGCUUUAUAAACCAGAAAUACAAUCAAAUUUAUCUACUAUUGAAAAUAUUAAAAAUCAACAAUUACCAAUUAAAAAUAUGAAUGAACAAAUAUCAUAUAAAGUAGAUACUUGGAGUUAUAAAAAUAAAAAUUAUAUAAUGUAUAUACCAGAUGGAGUUGAAUUAACAUCCGAAGAAAAAAUAGAAAUGGCUAAAAGAAGGCAAAAGGUUGUUCAUUCCAAUACAAGAUUAAAAGUAAAUCCUUUCAAUGAACAGCAGAAUAAAGAAACUAUUAGUGAAUUAGCGAAAGCCCAAUCGAAAGCAAAUGAUGGAAAAAUAGGAGUAGAUGGCAAAGAAAUUUUAAGAAAUGAAACACCAAGAAUAAAUGGAUAUACUAUUUUAGCAACACCAAAUCAUAUUCCUAAUGAAAUUAUUGACAGUCCUAUAAUGACGUGGGGUCAAAUUGAAGGAACACCAUUUAGAUUAGAUGGCGGUGAUACACCUUUAUUACAUGCCAUUCAAGGACCUUCGUUUCGAAUGGCAGAACCUCCAAAACGAGAAAAAAUUGCUAUGCAACUAGCAGAAAUGGCUGGAGAAAAAAAAAGAGAUAAAAAACUUAAGGCAUUGAAUGCAGCACGACGAUCAUUAACAACGCCUUCACCAAGAUCAUCAAUUGAUCGACUGAAUACAAUGUCACCAGCUGCACGGAGACUUGCAACACAAAAACUACGCCUAUCUAUCACUCCUUCUCCCAAAAGAUUUUUAAGAACUCCUUUCUUAGGAAUAAAAACACCAACUACUCCAAGGCUUAUAACACCUACUGUUAAAGCUAAUGAAAUGGAUGUGCAUUCAAAACCUCAAAUGCCAGUUUUAACAGACAAUUUAUUAAAUCUUCCUCAAAGACAAAGAGCAGCUGAUUUUUUUGAUAAAUAAAGUUCAUAGUAAAAUAAUUUAUGACAAGUUAAGACAAG